GCGGUACCUCUUCGGACGUGGACGAGAUCGUCGCUCCGCCGCGAUUCUCCUCUGGCGUCUCUGCUCCGAGGGAGUCGAGCCUCGCCGAGUGUCUCCGCGUAUUUUCUCCGUGGGAAUCAGCCCCGCGCGGGGUGAAAGCGGCUUUAUUUAUUCGCGGGGAGAACGAUCCGGGCCAGUCGGGAGCCGAGUUAACGUGCUUUUCAAAACAAGUUCAAAGUUCGCGGACGAACCGUCGCAUGGACCGAGCUCGGGCCUCGCGCGCCGCUCGCAUCCGAACACCGAUGUUUUAAGGGAGCCCGACACCGAAAGUCAAAGCUCGGGGCUCCUCGCAGCUUUCCGGACCUCGCGGCUCCCCCGAGGAUCCUCGGCCCUCCUUGUCCCCCGUAUUCGCAACAAUUGGCGUGCUCCUCGGAGCCGCGUCGCAACAGGCUCGGGGCCGCGUCAGGAUAGCACAUGCGAAGCGACUUCCACGGGGCUCGCGUGCCUUUCCAGUGCGUUAAAACGCGGUGAACCAGUGCGUUUGUUCCUCUUAAAGUGCGAUGUCCGAGGCCGAUCCUGGCGUUCGAUCUCGAUGAAAAAUCUGCGGGUGUUGUGCCGCGACAGGACUCGAAGUCGCUCGCCGCGUGCUCCUUCUCAUCUCGUCCUCCACGUCGCCGAAGAACAGAGCUCCAAGGACGAGCGCAGGAUAUGUGCACCGAGCGCUGCGAGAACGCCGAGAGGAUUGUCCCGACGGGGCUCAAAAGUGUAAUUGACGCGGAGUGGUAUUCGACGAGGGAGGCACUGACAGAUCUCGUGGCAACUACACGCAUCGACGCUCAUUAAAACCGGAGUGAUUCUCGAGAGGAGUGGCCCAUCGAGACGGGAGGACAAAGCCUGCGAUGUUGAUAUCGAUGAUUAUGCGAUAAUCCGAAAAUGAGCCCUCCAAUAAAAUCCAAUAGGGAGAGGAGCUUGAAAGAGAAUUCGCGCUCGUCGAACGCAGCACCGGUGCUUUACAGAGGGAUGCGAUAACGACGUUGAGCAUAGCGAGCGAGGGACUGAAAAACGUUGAUGUUUCCGAGGGCGCGAUCGGGAUCGAGCUGGACAAAAGAGUUCGUCCGGGAGUGAUCGUCAUUUCGAUGUCCUCCGGGGUCGGUCUUCGGGGAGUUUUGAUCAGUGAAGCGAGCAAGGGGGACUCGAGCUCGCCCGGUUUUCGCAAAUCCUUUCGAUCCCCUCCUUUCCUACCGUCCCAGGCUUUCGAUGCGAAACAAAAAAUGGCGAUCGAGAUAUGAGAUAAUCGAAAGGGGGCGGGAGUGAGUGCGUGAGUGAGUGCGCGGAAGCAAAAGUGCGAGUGUCGAUGGCUCCGGGCCGGAAGUGAGGGAUUGGGAUAUCGAUGAAGUUGCGGCGGAUGAAGGGCCGGCGGGACGUCGACGAGGCAAGUGCAAAGCCCCCGGUGUUGAGAAGCUCGAGGGAGAUGGCGCCGAGGUCGAUCGAGAGGGAACCGGUUAACCGGAGGAUGUUUCGGUGAGAUCCGGCGGUCGUUUGCAUCCAGCUUGCGCCCGAGGUGUCCGCACGCGAUGGGCAACGCUCCGAAGGAACCGCGCGAUCCUCCCGGGGGCUCCGGCUCCUCGCAGCGUCGCGACCUCGGAGGAGGGCCUCGCUCCUCCAACGUCGCCCGACUCUUCGCCGCCGUUCUGUGCCUCGAUGCCAUUUUUACUUGCGGUGGACAAAAACCAAUUAAUCUUGGCGGUGUUAAGAGACACGACGUUUAUAUCGCCGGCUUUUUUCCCUACGGGCGUCACGUGCCCGAGAGCCAUCUUGGACGCGGCGUUAUGCCCUCGGUUAAACUCGCCGUCGAUCAUAUCAACGACAGUCCAACCGUUCUCCGAAACUAUCGAUUGCACAUGUGGUGGAACGACACCGAGUGUAAUGCAGCAGUCGGAGUCAAGGCCUUCUUCGACAUGAUGCACAGUGGACCGCACAAAGUAAUGCUAUUCGGUGCUGCCUGCACACAAGUCACGGACCCCAUAGCCAAAGCGUCGAAGCACUGGCGCCUGACCCAGCUGAGUUACGCCGAAACCCACCCGAUGUUUACGAGCGAAAACUUCCCGAACUUCUUCAGAGUGGUGCCAUCGGAGAACGCCUUCAAUGCUCCCAGGGUCGCACUCCUCACUCACUUCAACUGGACCCGAGUCGGUACGAUGUACCAAAAUGAGCCGAGAUACGCCCUCGCGCACAACAGACUGGUCGCCGAUCUCGACGACAACAAAAUGGAAGUCGUCGAGUCUCAAAGCUUCGCGACCGAAGUGACGUCCGCUCUCGAGAAGCUCAAGGAAAAGGACGUUAGAAUAAUUCUAGGGAACUUCAACGAGGCCUGGGCCAGGCGAAUAUUCUGCGAGGCCUACAAAUUCGGCAUGUACGGGAGAAAGUAUCAAUGGGUGAUAAUGGGCACUUACACCGAAAAGUGGUGGGAACGAGCAGGCGGUGGUUGCGCACCCUCCGAGCUCAGCGAAGCUCUUCACGCUGCCAUCUUGACUGACCUACUUCCGCUUUCGACCGAGCAGCAGAUCACCGUUUCCGGAAUCACGCCCGACGAGUAUCAGGUCGAGUACAACUCUAUGAGGGGAAACGAGUACUCGAGGUUUCAUGGGUACACGUACGACGGUAUAUGGGCGGUCGCCCUCGCGAUACAGCACGUCGCAAGGAGGAUACGUCACUUCCGGAGGAACCAGACCGUCGCUGAUUUCAAGUACAGAGAUCCUCUCUGGGAAAAGCUUUUCUUAGAGGCUCUCAAAAAUACGAGCUUCGAGGGAGUAACCGGGCCAGUCCGUUUCUACGACAACGAGAGAAAGGCCUACAUCCUCCUGAAACAAUUUCAAAGGGGGAGUGAGGUCAAAGUGGGCGAAUACGACGGUGUCACGGGUACGCUGGACCUGAGCAGAGGUCAGCCGCUGGUCUGGCGAGGCCGAUCACCCCCCAAGGACCGAACCGUUCACGUGAUUGAACACUCCACGGUAAACAUCACGAUUUACUCGAUUCUCGUCUCGACAUCCGGCGCUGGUAUCUUCAUAGCAACCGUUUUUCUCGCCAUUAACAUCAGAUACAGAAAUCAAAGGUACAUAAAAAUGUCAUCGCCGCAUCUGAACAAUCUCAUAAUCGUCGGGUGUAUGCUGACGUACAGUAGCGUCAUCGUGCUCGGUCUCGACUCGCAAUUGUCGAGUGUAACAGCUUUUCCAUACAUCUGUACAGCACGGGCGUGGUUAUUGAUGGCCGGUUUUUCGCUUGCGUUCGGCGCCAUGUUUUCCAAAACGUGGAGAGUCCACUCGAUAUUCACGGACGUUAAGUUGAACAAAAAAGUUAUCAAGGAUUAUCAGUUGUUCAUGGUGGUCGGAGUGCUGCUGGUUAUUGAUCUCGCGAUCAUGACAACUUGGCAGGUAGCAGAUCCAUUUUACCGAGAGACCAAACAGAUGGAACCUUACCCACAUCCCUCGAGCGACGAUAUCAUGAUGAUACCGGAGAACGAAUACUGCCAGAGCAAUAGAAUGACCGUUUACCUGUGCUGUAUUUACGCCUACAAAGGUCUUUUGAUGAUCUUCGGAGCAUUUCUCGCGUGGGAAACGAGGCACGUCAGCAUACCAGCGUUGAACGACAGCAAAUACGUCGGUAUGAGUGUCUACAAUGUCGUCAUAAUGUGCAUCAUGGGCGCAGCGAUCAGCUUCGUACUCGCCGAUAAGCAGGACACCAUGUUCAUCAUGCUGUCAAUAUUCAUUAUUUUUUGCAGCACAGCCACUUUGUGCCUCGUCUUCGUUCCGAAGCUCAUCGAAUUGAGACGGAAUCCUCAGGGCGCCAUCGACAAACGAACGAGGGCAACCCUCAGGCCCAUGUCGAAAACCCGGAGAGACUCGACGCUCAGCGAACUCGAGGAACGCCUCAAGGAAGCCACUACCGCUAAUCAGAAAUUUAGGAAACAACUUUUAGAAAGGGAUUCCGAGCUUCAAAUGUUUCUGAGGAGACUGGACGAUGAAACGCUGACCGAUACCCAAGAGGCGAUGCACCGUUUGACAGUGCCACGAAGCGAGACAACAAUCGUGAAAAGAGAAGAGCCCACCGUCCAGCGGCACGGUACACAAAAUCACAAAGGUCCCUCAAUGGCGACGGAAACAACAGACGUUUCCAUGUCCAUGUGCAGCUUGAACUCGACAACAACUUCGCACCACGAAAGCGAAUACGUGAACGUUAGUUCGACGAGCACGGAUCAAGCGACUCUGCGGAAGGGUUCCUUUGGGAAAAUCCCAGCAAUCGCGAUUGACAGCGAGCGUAUUCCCCUGGUACCGGAAGCCGGAGGUGGAGCUGCUAUCGUACCGGCCACGAGCGAGUCUCAGCCGAGUAAUCAGGCGAUGACACGCGAUAGGAGAAAAUCGAGAACGAGCGAAGGGGACGGUCGCGAAAGCGAGCCACUUCUACUCGAGGAGAGUCCCGACCGCCGCUCCGAGGGGGGGAAAACUAACGUUGAUUUUGUGCCGGAAAACCUCGACGAGUCCGAGGAAUCGGUUGUUCUUGAAGAAACCGAAAUUCCUCGACGCGAUACCUCCAAAGGAGGACAACAAAAUGUAUCCAGAAUCAAAACCACCGAUUCCUCACCCUCGACCACGGCUCGCAGUCGCGCGAGGCUACCAACUCCACCACCUCCUUCGAAAAAUGUCUCCUUCGGACAACUCGAGGAACAGAGCUAUCUCGAACAACCCAUUCUACCCCCACCUGAUCAGUUCGUACACAAACAUCGACAUACCAACACUGGAAGUGGGCAUCAUCAGGCGUCAUCGAAACGAAGGUCAUCGGUCAAGAACAACGGUCUUACACAUUCGCAUCACGAGCUUUUCGAGAAGAGAAGAACCAGCGUACCUUCGACUCACGCGAUUAGUUAUAUAUCAACGGAAAACGUAUCGAGAGCGGGGAUCGGAGAAUCGAUCGACGAAAGGGCGUAUGUCAUCGGUGAAUGCGGGCACAGGAGACCCAUCACCGGCACCGGAUACCGAUGCGAAAAACACGGUGGCGUCGGUCGAUCUCAUAAUCAACACGUCGUCUCAUCUAUCAUUGCCAAUGGAUCAGCCGCUGAAAGCAAACAUUCCAGUCAUUAUUACGACAGUGGAAAAAACGCAAGCUCUCCGAGUGUCCCUGCGGUGGUCAACGCCAGUUGCUCCGAUACAGAAAAAUACGAGGACGCAAUGGCCACGAUAAUCCAACGCUCGGUGUCGGAGCGUUCGCGUGAAAAAUGCACGAGGUCACGCGGGACAUCGGGGGCCGGCGGGCAUCACCAGGGCUCGAUGACAACGGGCGAAUGUCGUCACAGGGUCCAGACGAGAAAAGUUCGCGAGUGCAGGCACACCGAGUCGAAAUUACGGCAGCAACAAGCUCGGCUCGAUUACGUGCAGAGUACACCGAACGUGGCGACGAUACACAACAGUAAAUUUGCCAGUGGUAAUCCUCGCGGCGGUGGAAGUGGGGCCGGGAGUGCAAGUGGCCGGAGGGUGACUGAUGUGGGUGGUUCAAACGGUGGUAACGGGAAAGCCAGCAAUGGAUCAGGAUCAACGGCCAAUCUCACGAAAAUGUGUAGCGCUGUUUCGGACGGUGAAUUAUUGGACCUCGAGAUAUUGCCGAUUUUUCAAAAACUCCUUACCGAGAGGCACAAGAGUAGUACGAGAGGUGGUUACGGUGCUAAUAUUGCCAGUUGUCCAAAUAUAUCCAUCAAGUGCGACAUUGUCGAGUACCUAUAACGUUAUUCCGCCAGAACCUUCGACGAUGGCGAGUUGAUCGAGAGGGGGCGCUAAAACACACCCUACGAAUGUACUUGUAUACACAUAAGCGCGAGAUUGUCCGAAAUUGGUGGCCGAGCGGUAUCGGAGAUUACGAGAUUCUGGAGGGACUGAUUCUGCUCGAUUUCCUUUCCCCUUAACCGCUCGUAAAGUGUCGAUCAACCAUUUUUUACGUGGAAAAUUUGCUGACCGUUUGCUCUUAUCACUGUUACGAGCGAUUCGGAACAUCCUCCGGGAAGUAAGUUCCCCACUUUCCGAGACAUUAUUCCACGGACAAAGCGUACGGAAGGUCCCUUCGUUCGGUUCCGGAUGACUCAUAAUCGACCGACUGGAAUAAUAAAUCCUCGAGCGAUCAUUGAAAAAGAAAAUGCUUCAAUCAUUUUCUUUCCAGAAUUUCGCGUCCCCUUCGCCUCCCAUUCUACGUACUGACGGGCCACGAUUUACGAGCAAUCCUGCGAACGUUUAGAAGCGAGGUUUUCCACAACUUUUUUGCAAAAUUUUUAACAGUCUAAUCUCCCUUUGGUUGGUUAUUCGUUUAAUUGAAUAUUCGGGAUCGAGGAGACGCGUGAGAACUUUAUUCGAAAGAAAUGGAAAUUCUGUAAAACCGAGAUGCAGACUUUCUCAAUGAUGAUCUAUGUAUAUAAAUAGAGAGAGAGUGUUCGUUGCGUGUAAAAUUAGUUGCCACGUGGCCAGGAGAAAACGCCGGAUAGUGCGUCACAAAAGCGUCAAUUAUAUUAACGAUAUACAUUGUAAUGAUAAAUAAAUAAAUGCUACAAGGACUAUCAAACAAUACUGAUAAGAACCUCUCGUAAUUGGCGCUCUCUGUCGAUAUGAUCGAAGAACUGAUUAAUUAAUAAUGCGUUAUUACGUGUAUCAUUUGAAACGAGUGGAUUUGGACUGAAAGUACCAUGUAAGAAGAGGAGAGUGAGAAAAAGGAAUGUGUGAGAGAAAAGACGAAAGAAGCUGAUUAGCACCGACCUCAAAUAUGACAAUUUACGAAUAAACCCAAAAAGAUAAAGCAAAAAAAUGAAUAGCUAGCAUGUACGAGCGUCUCCUCAUCAACGAGAAUAACUGGAUGAAUACAGUGUUUCGUACUUGGAAUUAUUGAUGAAUGCGAUGCAAUUAUAAACUGGUAUUGAGAAUAAAUGCGAUCGAAUAAUAAACGAGUCUCGAUGUUGAUUAAUAAGCACGUUAAUAGCAAUAAGGACAGGAAGCGAAUGUAAAAGCGGUUAAACGUCAAUCGCGGUCUCGAUAAGUGUCGAAAUUGGUGUUUAGUUAUUGAUAAGGAUAUAAAACUUGAAAAAACGAGAGAGGGACGCAUCAAUGGGGGGACGAUAAUGCCAACUGUAUCGUACAAUCUCACUGUCCAUCGCAGUGACGAUUACUCAACGUCACGAAAUACGUGUCAUUGAGAAAAUAAAACGAACGCCCACAUGUGGGCUCAUAGAAAAAAAUGUGUAUAUAUUUAUAUGUAUAUAUAUAUAUAUACGGGGCUGUGCCGGGUUCAAUGGUUCAUAAUGGAACUGAAUUUCUGGACAGUCCAUAAGUCUAAUAACUUUUUUGGACAGGUCCUUGACCCCAACGAGCCAUUGAUUAGUACAAUUGACCAACGCACUCGCUGUUAAUGCAUUCGCUGCCCAAACGCUUAGAGAUAGAGCAAAAGUGCUAAGGACCAAUCUUGUAGAACGUUGCGUGUUCUAGAAAAAAGUCCUUGGAAAUUUUUUCCUAGCGUCAGUAGCUUAGCCGUGAAAAUGCCAGGAAGGUCGCCUGCUCUUGCAGAUCUGCCUCUCUGGCGCUUUCGAAGCCAUUUUUCAAUCCGGUUCUUGAGGCCAAACUACGGAAAAUUGAACAGCGCUGCGUGGAACUUUUUUGUAGGAAAUUUCACGCUCUACAAUAUUAUUGGUCCUCUGCACUUUUUCCGUAAUCCCACUCUACUCGACUCUGUGCGCACUCUCACGACACCAAUAAUUGAUCAUUCGCCUGCUUGUAGUCUAAUGAAAAUGAAGGAAACGGCACUAGCUAUCCAAACUCGAAAUUAAACCCAGAACUUCACAUUAUCGAAUAUUCAACCCGGCCCAGUCUGCGAUAUUAUAUGUAUAUUGCGAUAUUAAAUUGUAAAGGGGAGGGACUAGAAUACAUAAUGCGUAUUAAGCGUAGUCUAUGAAGCGAUAAAUUGACGAGCCAGAGAUUGCACGUCUCGUUAGUUCGAAAAGAAUGUAUUUCACCUCCAAUAUUCUCAUUUUAAAUUAUUUAUAACGAAUAAUGUGGUAUAACGAUUGGCCUACGGUUAUUGCAUUUUCUGGAAAAUGCAUAAAACCCGAUUUUUUUUUCUCUCUUACUUCCGAUCGUAAAACAGUGUCGAAAGCCUCAAACGAAUUUGACUACCGAAUAGCUCGAUCGUUCAUCAAUUUUUCACGCCUAAUUGUGUAAUUAAAGUAAACGAAAACGAGGAGCGCUCUUCUUUCAAAAUAACGAGACGCGCCUCAAUUCUCACGUUGGCGACGCCAAAAAUACACGAGUCAUCUCGAGACGGGAGAUUAACGCGAAUCAAUUACAAAUGGUUCGAUACCGAUCUUUCUCGAUAAUUCACGUACACCCACCGCGCGACGAGACACUCGAUCAUAUAUUCGUAAGAUUGUAUCUUUUUGUCUACGAGUAGGGACUCGACGAUAAGACAUAUUCGUGGUUAAUCAAGAAGAUGCAACAUUUGGAGUGUCAAAUUAUUAUCGCGACGGUCGUAUUCGGAGAAUAAAAUGCGAGUGAACAAAAAUAAUAAACAUGUAUCCACGUGUGUAAAUCUAUGAAUUCAUACACAUAUUUACACUCGUUUUUACAUUUUAUUUAAAUUAUAUGAUAAAUAAAUAUAUAUAUAAUGGUGCGAUUUGCCCGGCCGCGGGCCGGCAUUGUUGAAACAUUUAAUAGAUGUAUACAAAAAAAGACGUUUUUUCAAUAUUACCAUUAGAUAUCAUACGAAGAUGAUAAAUUAAUUACACGAACAUGAAAAAAAUACAAUUACACUUGAAACAGAAAAAAUACAAACAACCAAAUAAUCAAGAAAAAUAAAAUAACGAAAAUGGAAAGUUGGUCUAGCGAAAGAUUUGUGUGAAUGUAGAUAAACUACCGAUAAAGCAUAAAACCUGUCGUCAAACAUCAUUCCAAGUUUCAUAGCUCGAGCAGCGCAACGAGUCUGAUUAUUAAUUACGUCGCCGUUUACAACGCAUAGCACAUUUCUCACGACGUGUUUUAACGAAUCAUUAGAAAUUGUCUGUACUCACUUUUGCUCCAAACUUUUAUUCCUGCUUUGCUGAUUAUUUGCGGAUACCAUUUUUUAUGGAAUUUUUCAACGGCUCGUUAUCUGGGGGCAGUGGAAACGGAGCAGUCUCGCAAUUUUUCUUCUAUAGUCUCUGGGAUUUCAUUCAAUUUUAAUGAAUCGUUGCAAGUGCUAAAACCAUCGCGAAAAAGGCUUCGAUAAAAUUCGCCUUUUUCACGACUCUGAAAAUAUUUCAAUAUUUUUCCGAAUAAAAAAAUCGAGGAAACUCCAAAUGCAUUUUUCCCAUUGAAAGUGUCUUGACGAUGGAAAAAUAUGAAUCUACGCUCCACUUUCACCGGCCCCGAACGAUCGUUCAACGCUAUUUUCGUAGCUUCGAUACUCGCCUAGUUUUCCAAAAUCAAUGAUUCCAUUUUUUUCGAGGGUGCAUACAAUUCUACGAUUUUCCUAAAAAAUUCACGUUUUUUUUCAAUAAAACUGUCGAGUCUCACAGACGUAAUCGAUGAGUAAACCGAUUCGGAGAUUGCUCGAAAACAGGAUUUUACAUUAUCGGAAUGAAAAUGAGUUUCAGGUCGACCGGAGGUUAUCUCGUCCCUCGUCGCGUAGAAUAAUGAAAUUAUUUGUCAUAGCAAUUGUGAAAACAAUGUAAGCGUGCUGUGCCCAAACAUCCCCGAAAACUGAUGAUGCGCUGCCCUUAAGAGAACAAAAUAUUCGUCUCCUCCGACCGUCUCACUGUUUUAAUCUCCAUCCACCUGUUUUAGGGUGGCGCACAAAGAUCAAUACCUGUCAUCGAUGUUUACCCUCCAAAUAAGGGCUAUUUUUUAUCGAAUUGAGCAAAAGUGGCGUCUGCAAUAUCGAUUGGAGCGAUGAAUUAUCGAGUUAUUCAAAAGUAUCCUUCGGGCAUGAGACUCUGCCAAAAGCGUUGACACUUUGUUCUACUUUUUUUCCCCCAUUUCCACAAUCUCCUCGAAGCGAGAUCGCAGACGUCAUUCUUCGAGUUUCGCGCUCUCCGACGAAGCCUAUAAUCCUUAUCGUUUAUAUUUUUCUUUUUUGUAAAUUAGAAUAUCUUCAGAGACGUUCGUAGAGGGUGCCGCGCCUUGUUCCUCCUUCAUUAACAUUUUCUACUCUAGAAUAAUACAUGCGAAAUGAAAAACAAAUUCAAAAAACCAAACAAACCAAGCGGAGCGAGAGUAUGACGAGUCGUCGGGAAAAUUAUGAUCCCCCAAUCUCCACGGGGGUAGUACAGGAGGAGAAAAGCGAGCGAGGCUGAAUUAGCGACAGGGAAAAAUGAGGACGAAGAGCCGGGCGAAUCGAUGAGUCGGAAAGAAACGUUGCAGGGCCCCUCGAAUAGAAGCGAAAAGAAGAAAAGUGGGAAAGAAACAUUAUUUCAACACGAAAUAGACUCGAGGGUAUACACUCCGGUGAAAUUCUUAAUCGAUUAUCGGAUUAUUAUUAUAAUAAUAUAUGCCAAUUUAAACGCGGGUUAUUAGAGUUGUACAUAGAUAAGGAAUAAAUAAUGAAAAUAUAUAUAUCUACACUAAUCCUCGUUUGAUCGAUCAAACGAAUUUCGAGCAGGAAUAAAACGACGACGACGACGACGAACAUAUUAAAAUGUUGUAAAUGCGUGGGUGUCUCAUUGUGUGCGUUAAUCAUGUUACGAAUAUACGAGAGUGAACAGAUGAAAAAAUCAUUUGCCAAGUAACAGCAGAAGAGGGGUGGGAAUUUACCCGACGACUCGACAAUCACAAUAUCGAGCAAUGCGCUCGACUCUUUAUUCAAUUGCGAACGCGAACUCGUGCAGGCAAAAUACCAAAAAUUUCGCGUCAUGUUCCCUGAAGAGAAGAGCGAUAAACGAAUUAUUUAAAAAAAAAAAAAAAAAAAAAACAAACAAAAAGCGUAAUAAACGAGGAGAAAAAAUUAAAAAAAAAAAAAGAAUGAAAGAACAAAACGAAACGAAUAAAUCUUUAAAAAAAAACGACGAGAACAAAAAUACAAAUAUAAAACCAUCACGACAUGUUCUUGUGAUACUGUUAAGUUGACUUUGUACAAGUACUCACGCAUUAUUGUUAUCACGACACGUUGCAAUACGUAAAUGUUUAUAACGAUGUAUGAUGGACUCGACAGGGAAAAAGCGAUACGACAAGAAAAAAAAUAUAAUAAGGUUGAAAAAAUA
Venturia canescens is the source of this 11230-nucleotide messenger RNA. RefSeq names its product gamma-aminobutyric acid type B receptor subunit 2 (gene GABA-B-R2). Lineage: Eukaryota; Metazoa; Arthropoda; Insecta; Hymenoptera; Ichneumonidae. Gene Ontology annotation, cellular component: G protein-coupled receptor heterodimeric complex; membrane. Gene Ontology annotation, molecular function: G protein-coupled GABA receptor activity. Gene Ontology annotation, biological process: G protein-coupled receptor signaling pathway; gamma-aminobutyric acid signaling pathway. The coding region runs from base 1554 to 5750 and encodes 1398 amino acids. The transcript has 20 exons. The record is from RefSeq and is a predicted model, not a curated record.